CACCAUCAUUUUGCAGUAAUAAAAGCACCUGGAAUGGAUUCGCUCAAGGUUCUGCUCAGUAAACCCUCGGGAGUUGCAGAUGGUGUUUCAGUAUGGGAGUGGUCAGGCUCUGCAUUGGAUGAGGGCGACGAGGCUUCGAAAUGGUUCAAAGAAUACAUUGGGAAACCGAGUAGGCUAGUUCGUUUUAAUGCAGCAUCGGAAACUAGGCCAGUGGAUCCGGGGUAUGCUCGUGGGCAUAACAUCAUGUUUUCAGACGAGUAUCCAUUCAUGCUACUAUCUCAGGAAUCAUUGGAUGCACUUAACAAGCUUAUGAAGGAGCCUGUGCCGAUAAAUCGUUUCAGACCCAACAUUCUUGUUCGUGGUUGCGAACCGUUUUCGGAAGACACAUGGACGAAAAUGAAAAUAGGUCAAUUUUCAUUCGACGGCGUAAAACUAUGCACCCGCUGUAAGGUACCUACAAUCAAUCAAGACACCGCAACCGCCGGCCCAGAGCCGAAUGAAACUCUAAUGAAAGUCAGGUCAGAUAAGGUUCUGCGACCGAACGACAAACAGCAGGGGAGGAUCUACUUUGGGCUGAACUUGGUUUGCAAGGAAAGCACUGAAGGGAACUCAAAGAUGGUUAAAGUGGGAGAUCCUAUUUUUGUCAUCCAGAAAGUCUCUUCAGCUGCUGAAGCAGCAGCUUGAAUAUUGCUGAACAUC
Molecule: messenger RNA, 699 nt
Organism: Hibiscus syriacus
Lineage: Eukaryota; Viridiplantae; Streptophyta; Magnoliopsida; Malvales; Malvaceae
Product: mitochondrial amidoxime reducing component 2-like
Exons: 6
Molecular function (GO): molybdenum ion binding; catalytic activity; pyridoxal phosphate binding
Source: RefSeq, a predicted model, not a curated record